Molecule: messenger RNA, 3653 nt
Organism: Phlebotomus papatasi
Lineage: Eukaryota; Metazoa; Arthropoda; Insecta; Diptera; Psychodidae
Product: protein ovarian tumor locus-like
Exons: 6
Coding region: 193-3303 (1036 amino acids)
Biological process (GO): protein deubiquitination
Molecular function (GO): cysteine-type deubiquitinase activity
Source: RefSeq, a predicted model, not a curated record
UCGAAUCUUGAGCGAUUUCCUGUCGACUACAGCAUUCGCGAAAAAACAAAAUUUCUUGCUGUGCUCCAGUGCAAUUUUUACUUUUUCUUCCUCGUUUUACGUGAUUUUCUUUAAAAAAUUGUGUGAGAAAUCGUGUACUUCUACCCCACCUUUAACAGUACAUUGUGAAAAUCCCAGUAAAAAUCUUUGAGUAUGGCGCAACGUACAGUAGCACCAGGAAGUCGUGAGGCGCCAGAUCCUCACGAUCAAUUGUUGGCGACAUUGGGCUACUACAGGAAGCACACCGGUCGGGAUUCAUCCAGUCUGUUCCGGGUGAUCUCGGAGCAGCUCUUCGAUACGCAGAAACAUCACUGGCAUGUGAGGGAGGAAUGUGUGGCCUUUAUGAGGCGUCAUAGAGAUUUCUAUAGCCAAUUUGUUGAAGGAGAUUUCGACAACCAUUUAAUGGAUUUGUCCAAGGCUCGAACUUUUGGCGGUAUCCUGGAAUUGCAAGCUCUGGCAGCUCGCUACAAGCGGAACGUAUACUUAUUUGAGCCGUGCGAGGAUAAUACCCAUGUAAAAGAAGAAUAUCUGGAUUACAAUCCUGAAUUUAAAAAGGAUUUCAAAAUAUUCUUCAUUGCUGAUAAUCAUUUUGAUACCGUCUACCACACAGACUACAUGGAGAAUUUGGCUUUUUGUCAGGCAUUGGCCUAUGAAGUUCUCUAUCGGGGUGUAUUUAAGUUACCCGAUGUCAAUUAUGCAGUUGAGAUAAUGCUACAUGAUCCUCAAGGUCUCACCACAAAAAUCACCGAGGAUCCAUUGGGCAAAAUGUGUGGUGAAUGUAGUGAGAUGGGGGACUUUCGACAGUUCUACUGUGACAAAUCGGACAAUACUAAGUGUGUUCUUAAUAAUCGUAAUUUGUGCAACUUUCACAAUCCAGAUUUUGAUGAUUUUGUGGCAAGGGUGAAGAAAGAAGAGAAGACCCAGGAAACAUCCAAAUCACGCACUCUUGCCUCAACGUUGCCUAUGAAAGAUUUAUCGUGUGUCUUGCAGCUACUCAAUGCACAAAUAACGCCCUUUCCUUACAAAGUGGCAAAGUCCCUUGAUCCAUAUAUCUAUCGCAAUGUGGAUUUUGAUGUGUGGGCUGAUAUGCGUAAGGAACAACGUUUGCGCAGGAGCGAGCGUAUCCUUAGAGUGGGCAUGCGUUGCUCAGUGAGGUUGCGCAAGUCACAAGAUCAGUUGUACAAUUGCUGCAUCAGAGAUAUCAUGGAUAAUGGACUAUGUGAGGUAUUGGUGGAUGAACUUGGGGAGUAUCAUCGUGUUCCCAUUUGCCAACUUCAACCUCACAAUGUGGCUCAAUUUAAGCCAUGUAUGAUGCCGCUUAAGUAUCCAAGACCUCAGAAUGAUAAGCGCAAUGGCAAUGAUGAUGCCAUGAACAGAGCUACAGUUAAUAAUCUGGUCAAAUACACGAAAAUGGGCGAAAUGAAACCCUAUCCAAUUGAAAUGGUGGCAAUGCCAUCAUUGAUCGGUGGUCACUCUGGGGGGAAAGACAAUGACGAUCAGAAGAAUUUUGAACAAAAUAAGAAAAAUGAUGAAAAAUUUCCAAACGUUGACUACGACGAGAUGACCAAACACAACACACUGGAAGAUGAAUAUCUGUAUUGCCAAGAGGUUCCACCACCUUGCCCAAUAAAUCCACCAAUUUUCUACAAUUACGAUCCCAUGAGUGGAAUGUAUAUGAUGCCAUCGCAGUAUGGAGUUCAGAUGCAACCUUAUGGGAAUUUCCAGAUGGUACCUCCUAUGGUGCCAAUGCAACCCUGUGCAGUGCCAAUAUAUCAGGCAACAUCAUCGGCUUCGACAUUUUCGGUUUCUCCACCAAAUCUUCCACCAGUUUCACCCUCUUCGAUGUCCCAGGGCAGCAUGGUGGGCAAUACAGCAAUACGUCACGAUGGUUCAGUGUACUUCUCACAGGUCAACUAUGAUGCAGCGUAUAGCAUUGUUCCAAAUGGCAGUGAUCUUCCACUAUUCGACCUCCCAACCGUUCAAUUUUUUUACAACUUGGGAGUUGAGUAUUUUUCAUGGUUGAGAGGACAUUACGGGCUAUCAGGAGCCAUAUCGGGCAUCCGUGAGAGUCAGAAUCUUCCAUUGCUGAAUUUUGUGACAGAUUUUGAAGAAGAUCGUGAAAGUGGGCGUCAAGUUGUGCCCAAUAUCAAAGUUGAAGAUGAAUCUCAAGAAAGUCCAGAAAUACAGCACAAUUCAGCAGGAUUGUGUCACGUUAACCCGAGUCCACAGCAAAGGGUGCAACAGCAGCAGCAGCAGCAGCAGCAGCAGCAACACCAAGAUCCUUAUCAACCAAAUACACCACAAUCUCAUCAUUCUGCAGGAAAGCAGAAUCACAAUAAUGGAAAUCAUUCUGGGCAAUCUUCCGGUGGUGGUCGUAACAAUCAGCAGCGUGGUAAUCGUAAGGAUCAUACUUCCAAGAAUUCGCUGAAGAAGCACAAUCAAUACCAUGGGAAACACCAGAGUGAUGCUCAUGGAAAGAAUGGUGGUCAAAUUAGAGAUUCCAGUGAUGCUGGACAUAAAGCAGAGAUGGUCUCACCUUCUGCCAAUACAUAUUUUGACCUUUCACCUGGAAUCGGGACGCGUUUUGACGGAGAUUUUUGUGAAACAAUGUAUGCUGUUCCACCACCAUAUUAUGGUCCUCUUGAUGGAGAACCUUCAUCUUCCAACGUGAAUCAUUAUGCUGUCCAUCAACCAUACUACAAUUCUUCCCAAGGAUUGGCAAUGCCGAUGUAUUCCUUCAUGCCAGCAACGACUUACCAGCAACCACCUACUCCGACAACAACGAUGGCUGCUCCUCCGAUGCCGAUAGCGGCACCCUGUCUUGGCCCUGAUCUGACCACAAUGCCACCCCCAAUGUUCAACCAAGCACCUCCUAGGGGAGUGAACAAUGGCAAUGGGAUGGAGAUGGGCAACUUCUUAAACCACAACGGAUCAACGGCUGUUGGAGGUGGUGGGAGUGCUGCUGGGGGGGCUGCAGCAGGAGGUGGGAAUGGGGUUGGUGGUGGUAUAGGCGGAAGUGGUGGCCAGAGGGGCAAUGAGAAUACAUCUUCUGUUCCCUAUUACUUCAUUCCACAUCCAAACUCAUACCAACUUCAACCAGCACCCCCAAUCAUAAAUGCUACUACCCCCAAUCGAACCCCGGCCAAUUGGUGUCAAUACUCAUCUCGUCCACCACCCCCAAUGCCACCCUCUACAACGGUGGUAUCUCACAAUGGUAACAUAACUAGUGGAAUGUACUCUCCAAAUACCGAUAUUCCACACUAAAUCCCUAUUCUCUUAUGAUUUUUUUUUAGAUUAUCCCUUUUCUUAUCUUAAAGUUCGAUUUAUAGAUUAUAUUUUAUUUACUCUUUAUACGAUUAUUUCUCUUUGCUUUUGGGUGGUAGACUGAGUAAUGCAAAAGAAAGAAGCUAGUUUAUUUCUGGGCUCUCUUUUCUUAAAACUUAUAAUAGUGGGAUUUAUAUUCUUUGUUUUUUUUUAUAAUACAAAAUGGGGCAUAUCCUAUUUCUAUGUAUAAGUUUAUUUGGGAAAAAGGAGUCUUUUCUACAAGAAAGCUUCAUAUUCUCAUGGGAUAUAUAGUAAUAUUAAAAAUAAUAAUAAAAAGGUGUUAAACGCAA